This is a messenger RNA of Plutella xylostella (diamondback moth), 2318 nucleotides long. Its product is annotated as solute carrier family 23 member 2. NCBI's taxonomy places the organism in Eukaryota, Metazoa, Arthropoda, Insecta, Lepidoptera, Plutellidae. Gene Ontology annotation, cellular component: membrane. Gene Ontology annotation, biological process: transmembrane transport. The record is from RefSeq and is a predicted model, not a curated record. Gene Ontology annotation, molecular function: transmembrane transporter activity.
GUUUCCUUGUGCUAAUUGUCACUCAAACAGUCCGCAUGAGUAGUGGUUCUGAUUGGCCGUUUAGUUGAGAUCUAUAGAUCUUCGGACCGCGUUGCGCGCGCGCUUCUUUUGAGGAUUUUUCAUCUUGAAAUGAAUCUGUGAUAUUAUUUUUAAUUUUCUGGUUGAGUGUUAUACAAAGUUAAGUGGUUAAUUAUAAGGAUACCCAGGCUGACUUUCAGAAAUGGUUCACAAUAUCCAGAUUGGAUUGGACAAUAUAGUUCGGGACUUGGUAAAUGACACGACCGAGCUACCAGGCAAGCAGGAUGGCGACGGAGCUCGCAGCAGCAACGUCACGUAUGGCAUCGACGACACGCCGCCGUGGUACCUCUGCAUAUUCAUGGCUCUGCAGCACUACCUGACGAUGAUAGGAGCUAUCGUGGCGAUCCCGUUCAUCCUGUGCCCGGCUCUGUGCAUGCAGGAGACCGACCCUGACCGCUCCAACAUCAUCUCUACUAUGAUCUUCGUCACUGGUCUAAUAACCUGGCUGCAGGCGACGUACGGGUGCCGGCUGCCCAUCGUGCAGGGAGGCACCAUCUCCUUCCUGGUGCCCACUCUCGCCAUCCUCGGCCUGCCCGCCUGGAAGUGUCCUGCUGAUGCAGUCCUGGAUGCCAUGGGAGAUGAAGAGAGACGGGAGGUGUGGAUGAGCAGAAUGCGAGAGCUGAGCGGAGCCAUCGCUGUCUCCGCGCUGGCUCAGCUGUUCUUAGGCUACUUCGGCGUGAUCGGCUCCCUACUCCGCUUCGUGACGCCGCUGACCAUCGUGCCCACCGUCGCGCUGGUGGGCCUCACGCUGUUCGACCACGCCGCAGAAGCCGCCGCGCAGCAGUGGGGCGUCGCCGCCGGCACCUUCACCCUGCUGACGAUAUUCUCCCAGUGCAUGGGCGGGGUUACCGUGCCCACUCUCUCCUGGAAGCGAGGCAAGGGGUGCUCCAUCACCUGGUUCCCACUCUUCAAGCUGUUCCCUGUGCUGCUGACAAUAAUGAUAAUGUGGGGCAUCUGUGGCAUCCUGACGCUGACCGGGACCCUGGCUCCGGGCCACCCAGCCCGGACGGACCUCAAGCUACGCAUCAUUGAGGACGCGCCCUGGUUCCGGAUACCUUACCCUGGACAAUGGGGCAUGCCGACGGUGAGCGUGGCGGGCGUGCUGGGCAUGCUGGCCGGGGUCAUCGCCUGCACCGUGGAGUCCAUCAGCUACUACCCGACCACGGCUAGGAUGUGUGCGGCGCCCCCGCCCCCACUGCACGCCAUCAACCGGGGCCUCGGCACGGAGGGGCUCGGCACCGUGCUGGCCGGCCUCUGGGGCUCCGGCAACGGGACCAACACCUUCGGAGAGAAUGUUGGCGCUAUUGGGGUUACUAAGGUAGGCUCCCGGCGCGUGGUGCAGUGGGCAGCGGGCCUCAUGGUGCUGCAGGGCGUGGUGGGCAAGCUGGGCGCCGUGUUCAUCAUCAUCCCGCAGCCGAUCGUCGGCGGACUGUUCUGUGUCAUGUUCGGCAUGAUAUCUGCUUUUGGUCUCUCAGCCCUCCAGUACGUGGACCUGAACAGCUCCCGGAACCUGUACAUCAUCGGCUUCAGCCUGUUCUUCCCGCUGGUGCUGACUCGCUGGAUGGCGGCCCACAGCGGGGUCAUUGACACCGGGGUGGAGGCGCUGGAUGCCGUGCUGCAAGUGCUGCUGUCCACCUCUAUCCUGGUUGGAGGAGUUGUGGGGUGCCUGCUUGACAACCUGAUUCCUGGCACAGUGGAGGAGCGCGGGCUGGCGGCGUGGGCCCAGGAGAUGGCGCUGGACGCGGCGGGCGCCACCGAGGGCGGGGACACGUAUGACUUCCCCUACGGCAUGUCCUAUAUACAUAGGUGGAAAUGGACCUCAUACCUUCCCUUCAUGCCGACAUAUGAGUCUGGCAAGUUCACAGCACUGUUCAAGAAGAAGGAGAGGUGAUGAUUAUGAUGAUGUACAGCAUCCUCGACGGCCAGGCCUCCAACCCCCGGGCUCUUUGGUGAAACGAUUGGUGGUUAAAAAUCUUCAUCAUCUUCGAAUGGUAUAUUUGAAAUAUCAAUGAUUACUGUAAAGCCAUCUAUUUUUUCGCCUCCGGAGUAAACAAAUGCCGAAUAGUGAGGCCUCCUGAAAAACUUAAUCGUUUAGUUUAGUACCUAAUGUGAAAAUUUGUGAUUCUGUAAUAAAUUCAUCAGGUAAUCAAUAACAAUAUUUCUAUGAAAAGACAUAAUUUUAUGUUUUAAUGAAUUUACGGAAUCCUAGCUAUAGUUACUGAAUACAAAUUCACAUUGUA